AUUUUUUUUGCUAAUAUUUAUCAAGAACUUAACCAGUGGCAAGGUCCUGUGCUGUUUUAUGAACAUUUUCUCUUUAUUCCACAGGAGAGUCCAGCAAAGUAGCAAUUGUUAUUAUAAUCAUUUUAUGGAUGAAGGGACUGAAGGGUCAGGUAAAUUGCACAAGGGCACAGCAGCUGGCACGGGCAGAACCAGGAUGCGUUCACAUCACUCUGACCCGAGCUGAUGCUCUUGACUUUUGUAUCAUUCUGCUGUUCCAAGGGGACCUAUAUCCAAGUGAGGGAGGCGGGAAUCAGGGCAAGGACAUCUGUCUUUCUACACGGUGAUUCUUAUUCAUAUUGUUGAACUUCCCUUACAGUACUAACAAGUGUGGCUACCCUCAAAUUUGUAACGCAGCCAAGAUUCUUUUUAAACAGCUUCCAUGCUUAUAUCACCCAGCCCCCCACUUUGGCAGCCAUGUUCUCCCAUGUCUAGCUCACACCUGGCCCUCUACCUUUGACCAUGAUAGGCAUUUGAAUAACUAACUAGUCUUGAACUAUCAUAGGCACAACAAAUCAGUUUGAAUGAAACUACUUAAUAUCCACUCAGUGAGGGUAUACCCUGCGGUAUUCCAGGCAUGUGGAUUCCAAGUCAAAUGUGAGUAGAGCAGCAUCUGCAGACUCCCCGUCCGGUGCAGCAGACAUGCCAGCAUUUAACCAAAACUAAGCUGAGUUCUCUGAUACCGGUUGGUGUUCCUUAGAUUUGCCUGAGCAUUAAAAUCACCUUUGCCACUUUAUUUAAAAAAAUAACAAAAACUCCUACAGUUUCUUGAGUCCUGGCCCAGACAAAUUGAAUCAGAAUCUCUUGAGGAAGGUCCUGGGAAUCUGCCUUUCUAACAAAUGCCCUGGGAGUCUUAGAGUUAUGUAAGUUUGGGAAAUGAGACAUCAGUAGAAACAGGAUACUGUGGGGUCAGAGGAGGAAGUUGCUAAGUCUAUCUGUGGGUGGGAAGAUUAGCCAAAGCCUCCCAGCAAUGUUUAGGCCACACCUUAAAGAGUGAGUAAGCACACAAGUAGAAGGGACUUUCUAAGCAAGGAGAAUUUCAGGUGAAGCCUUUGACGCAUGAAAAAGAAUCGUUUGUUCAGAGUGGGUGCGUGGAGUUUGUGUGACUGCUAAGAAGGGCAGCAGCUGAAGGUGAAGGAGUAGGUCAGAGUCCUAAUGUGAAGUCUGUUGACUUUACCCUAAAAGCCACAGGGGCCACUGCAGGAUUUUAAUUAGGCAAGAGAAGGAAUUUCACUCUGUUGGCAAAGGGGAGAAUGGCCUGAUAAGAGAGAGACAUGGAGUCCAGUCUGAAGGCUGUCAGGGUGUCAGGGAGGUUCCCAGGAGCAAUUCGCCAACUAAGAGUAGUGGGAUGGCUCAGGAGGUAAUUUCAGAGCUAAAAUUGACAGGACUUAGUGAUAUUUUGAUUUUGUUAUUUAACUAAGUGAGUGGGGCAAUAGGAUGACUCCUUGCUCAGACAAUGGAGAGAAGGGUGGGUCACUGCCACUGGUGAGGGGUGUGGGAGGAGGAGAAAGGGGUGGUGACGGGAACAUGAACUCUGUCCCUGUGAGCAGAGUUUCAUUGGCUCUGGGGGAUCCUACCCACUGGGUGUUUGGAUGUCUGAGGAUAGAGAUUUAGGAGCCCACAGCAUCGUGAUGGGAGACAAAGCCUCGGAGCAGGUGAGACUCACUGAGGGGCGUGCAGAGGAAGAGCAGAAGGUGCUGAAGGCCAAAUGGAGAACCAGCAGAAAUCCACCAAUGUGGUCUAUCAGGCCCACCAUGUGAGCAGGAAUAAGAGAGGACAGGUGGUUGGAACCAGAGGCGGAUUCCGAGGAUGUACUGUGUGGCUAACAGGUCUCUCUGGUGCUGGAAAAACAACAAUCAGUUUUGCUCUGGAGGAGUACCUUGUCUCCCACGCCAUCCCUUGUUACUCGCUGGAUGGGGACAACGUCCGUCAUGGCCUUAACAAGAACCUCGGAUUCUCUCCUGGGGACAGAGAAGAAAAUAUCCGGCGGAUUGCGGAGGUGGCUAAGCUGUUUGCUGACGCGGGUCUGGUCUGCAUCACCAGCUUCAUUUCUCCCUUCACAAAGGAUCGAGAGAAUGCCCGCAAAAUCCACGAAUCGGCCAGACUGCCAUUCUUUGAAAUAUUUGUAGAUGCGCCUCUAAGCAUCUGUGAAAGCAGAGACGUAAAAGGCCUCUAUAAACGGGCCAGAGCUGGGGAGAUUAAAGGAUUUACAGGUAUUGAUUCUGAUUAUGAAAAACCUGAAACUCCAGAGCUUGUGCUUAAAACCAAUUUGUCCUCAGUGAGUGACUGUGUCCAGCAGGUGGUGGAACUUCUGCAAGAGCAGAGCAUUGUACCCCAUACUGCAAUCAAAGCCAUCCACGAACUCUUUGUGCCAGAAAACAAACUCGACCAAGUUCGGGCUGAGGCUAAAAUUCUCCCUUCAUUAUCAAUUACGAAGCUGGAUCUACAGUGGAUCCAAGUUCUGAGUGAAGGCUGGGCCACUCCCCUCAAAGGUUUUAUGCGUGAGAAGGAGUACCUGCAGGCUAUACACUUUGACACCCUGCUAGAUGGCACGGUCCAUGCUGAUGGAGUGAUCAACAUGAGCGUCCCCAUCGUCCUGCCCGUCUCCGAGGAUGAUAAGGCACGGCUGGAAGGGUGCAGUGAGUUUGUCCUGACAUACGGUGGACGGAGGGUGGCUCUCUUACGAGAUCCUGAAUUCUAUGAACAUAGAAAAGAGGAGCGUUGCUGCCGGGUGUGGGGGACGACAUGCACAAAACUCCCCCACGUCAAAAUGGUGAUGGAAAGUGGAGACUGGCUGGUCGGUGGAGACCUUCAGGUACUGGAGAGAAUAAAGUGGGAUGACGGGCUGGACCAGUAUCGCCUGACGCCUCUGGAGCUCAAACAGAAAUGUAAAGAAAUGAAUGCUGAUGCGGUGUUUGCAUUCCAGCUGCGCAAUCCGGUCCACAAUGGCCAUGCUCUGCUGAUGCAGGACACUCGCCGCAGGCUCCUAGAGAGGGGCUAUAAGAACCCAGUCCUCCUCCUCCACCCUCUGGGUGGCUGGACCAAGGAUGAUGAUGUGCCUCUGGACUGGCGGAUGAAGCAGCACACAGCCGUGCUCGAGGAAGGGGUCCUGGACCCCAAGUCCACCAUUGUUGCCAUCUUUCCAUCCCCCAUGUUAUAUGCUGGCCCCACAGAGGUCCAGUGGCACUGCAGGGCCCGGAUGAUUGCAGGGGCCAAUUUCUACAUUGUGGGCAGGGACCCUGCAGGAAUGCCCCACCCAGAAACCAAGAAGGACCUGUAUGAACCCACUCAUGGGGGCAAGGUCUUGAGCAUGGCCCCUGGCCUCACAUCUGUGGAAAUCAUUCCAUUCCGAGUUGCUGCCUACAACAAAGUCAAAAAAGCCAUGGACUUCUAUGAUCCAGCAAGGCACGACGAGUUUGACUUCAUCUCAGGAACCCGAAUGAGGAAGCUAGCCCGGGAAGGAGAGAAUCCCCCUGAUGGCUUCAUGGCCCCAAAAGCGUGGAAAGUCCUGACAGAUUAUUACAGGUCCCUGGAGAAGAACAACUGAAUGCCUUUGGCUCCAGAGUCUGUUUCUAAAGUGCUCUCUAAUUACCUUUUCUAUUUUUGUGAUUAGAUGCUUUGUAUCCAGUUGUUUUCUCCAUGACUGAUUUUAAAGUAAAUCGUUUAUAAUGAAGUAAAAAUUCUGUCUAUAACUUAAAGUCAACAUGUAUUUUAUAUUGUGCAAAACUGAGGACCAAAUCUUAGCAGAUGUAAGCAAUACUGUUAUACAUUUCAGAAUAAAAUUAGCCAUAUUCUCUAUUGCACCUGAGCAGUUAGGUCCCGGAUUCCUUAAAGCUUUGACUGCAAGUCUAGCUACUUGUCAGAAAGUGAAGCAUAUUUUCCAGCUUAAGUUUUGCCAACCUGCGCUCUCCUGGUGUCUUAUACCAGUAGUAAAAUAAAUCAGAUCAGUUUUCUCUUCCGUACAAUUGAUUAAAAAAAAAGAUUUCUCAUCUUAAAAGGGGUCUGGCUGAUGCCAAGAUGUUUUUUUAACCUCAGGCUUGUGACAGCCUUGCUGCUUCCUAUCUACCCUGUUGAAGGCCUGAAUGCAGAAACCAAAAGUGCGACAAUGUGAAUUCAAUCUUAGAGAUCUAUGCAACCUACUUCUGCCAGGAAAGUUACAUUGUUCAAUAAGAAAUCUUAAUGGCCUUCUGUGAAUAAUGUAACUCCAGUUAAACCAUGACUUUUAAUAGUGUAGCGCUUUGAUAGAGGAUUUGCACUGAGAGGUCAGGCCAUCCUGCGAUGUUGUAGAAACUUUUCCUCUUUGCUGUGGUCAUUAUGUCCUACGGAGAGGCUGGGCCUAUCUGAAUGCAGCAGCAGCUAUAACCAAAAAUAAUCCACACCCUCCGACUAGGGAGGGGCUAGCUCUGGAAAAGACCCCAGAAAACACAGAACCCAGCCCUGUCAUCUAACGGGUGAACACUGCAAUGUGCCUGCCUGCCUCCCUCCUGAGCUGUUGAGCUGUAACAAAAAUGCACCCUGAAUGAACACCCAGACCACUUGACUUUGUCUGGUGCUUUGUCUGCACCAAACACAGAAUGCUGGGUCGCAGUCCCCUCAGCUGCUAAACAAGCUCCUGAACACAGGGUGAUUGUCAAGAGGCCUUCUUGGACACUGAAAGGUCUGCAGCAGUGUUUUUCAACAUUGUUAUCUCACAGCACACUUAAACCUAUACACUUCUACAGCACUUAAAUUAUGUUGAACAACAAAAAGAGUUAAAAAAAAAAAAGAAAAGAAAAUACUAUGCUUUGAACUUUUCAAAAAUAAUUAAUGAUCUUUAAUAAUAUUCGUGGCAUACCUAAGGUCUUUUCAUGGCACCCCUGUGUACCACAGGGUAAAAAUCACUGGUCUAGAGUUUUCUAAACUCUGUUGACUUUACUGGUUGAAAAAAACAACUUUUCCAAAGACUGAAGUGGUUCUGAGACAUCCUCUGAUGGCUUUAUUUCCUGAGAGGCAGUCUUUGUACUUUGUGGGUAAUUCAUUAUUUCUAAAGAAUACAUGAAGAAAAAGCACUUUUUAUAGGUAGGUCUCUCUGGAAGAGACCUAAACUGAAAAAAGAAAACUGUGAUAUUUUUCAUAUUCUCAAUUUCUUUUUAAAUGUUAAUGUCAGCUAAUAAAAGUUCUUUUGAGAAUUGCAUAUAAUGUCCACAGCAAAGUUUGUCUUUAACAGUAUAGUAUCUAUAUGCACUUAAUUGGAGGUACUCACUACUGCCUUUUUAAAAACAGCGUAUUUAUUGAAAAUGUGAGAUAGGAGAUAGUGCCUUAAUCAAAUGUAUUUUCUCAUUUUAAAAAUAUAUUUAAAACUGUUCUUCUGCUCUAGUUUCACACUUAGUGCAAAUGAUUGUUUCUAUGUACAACUGAU
Molecule: messenger RNA, 5434 nt
Organism: Otolemur garnettii (small-eared galago)
Lineage: Eukaryota; Metazoa; Chordata; Mammalia; Primates; Galagidae
Gene: PAPSS2
Product: 3'-phosphoadenosine 5'-phosphosulfate synthase 2
Exons: 13
Coding region: 1745-3583 (612 amino acids)
Biological process (GO): sulfate assimilation; 3'-phosphoadenosine 5'-phosphosulfate biosynthetic process
Molecular function (GO): ATP binding; sulfate adenylyltransferase (ATP) activity; adenylylsulfate kinase activity
Source: RefSeq, a predicted model, not a curated record